AUGGGUUGCACAGGUGGGGGCAGAAUUUGUCACCUUAGCCUGUCUUACAAAGAGUUCACUCCUGGGUAUGAAGAGACUCACAUGCCUUUGUUUCCUCUAUGGUCACAGCCCAAAGACAGGAAGAAAGAAGACAAGAAUGACCAGGCAGGAGUCAUGCUGCUUUUGAUGUUGAUGCUCUUCUGCCUUCUGGCUCCAACUACAGUGAAGAGGCUGCAAACCAUGUGUGUGUUCAGGGAUUAUAUCGACCUAGAUGAAAGCUACUAUAGGCCUGGCGAUCUCAUUGUUGGUGGGAAUUUGCCCUUGGGAACUAUUUUAAAGACUGUUCUACUAGACUUUAAUUCACUGAAUCCAAUUCUACGGAAUACAUUCAUCACCAGUUACUACCAGCAGUUCCUUGCAUUGAUGUUUGCUGUCUCCCAGGUCAAUAAAGAUUUUCUCUUGCUCCCCAACAUCACCCUUGGCUUCCACAUCUAUGGCCAUUUCCAGAGGGAGAUAUAUAUUUCCUUAAACAGCCUCUCCAUGCUCUCUUCACGAGGCCAAGUGGUUCCAGGUUACAAAUGUGACCUGCAGGACACUCUGCUGUCCAUCAUUGGUGAUCUCAGUGCCAAGUCCUCAAGGCUGAUGGCCCCCAUCUUCAGCAUCUUUAAGGUCCCACAGAUUCUUCCCUAUUUGAGCAAAAUGCAGUUCAACAACAGUGCUGGAGAUGAAGUCUCCUUCUCAGAAGGUGGACUGGGAUCUGCUCGUUAUGAUCUUCUCAAUUGGCUUUUCCUUCCAAAUCGAUCUUUUCUCCCCAUGAAGGUUGGGCAAGUAAAUCCUGAGGCUCCCCAAGGCCAGGAUUUCACCAUUAACUCUGAUAGAAUCUUCUGGGCUACAAAGGAGGUGCCCUUUGCUAGGUGUGGCAUGAAGAGGUGCCUUGCAGGAGAGAGGAGGAGAGUUCCUGAGGGCAAGCCGGUUUGCUGCUACCACUGUGAUGCUUGUCCAGAAGGGACCAUUUCUAAUCAGACAGAUGCAGCUUCCUGUAAUCCCUGCCCAGAAGAUCAAUAUCCCAACAAGGACAAGGACCAAUGCAUUGCCAAGAAGCUCCACUUCCUUCCCUAUCAAGACACCCUGGGAUACGUCUUAGUUUUUCUUGCUCUUUUUUUCUCUGUGAUCACUUCUGCAGUCCUGGUGAUUUUCUAUAAACAUCAUGACACACCAAUUGUCAAAGCCAACAACCGAGAUCUCACCUACAUCCUCCUGGUCUCUUUAUUGCUCUGCUUCCUUUGCUCCUUCCUCUUCAUUGGUCAACCUGGGAAGGUCACCUGUUUCUUUCAACAAUCUGCCUUUGCUAUUCUCUUUUCCCUCGCAGUUUCCUCUGUGUUGGCAAAAACUGUUAUAGUGGUUCUGGCCUUCAUGGCCACCAAGCCAGGAAACAGGACAAGGAAACUCUUAGGAAAACCACUGACCAACUCCAUUGUCAUAGCUUGUCCCCUGGUCCAAGCACUUAUUUGUGCCACCUGGCUGGGAACCUCUCCCCCAUAUCCCAGCUGGGAUUUCCAUUCCGUGUUUGGAGAAAUCAUCUUGGAAUGCAAGGAAGGCUCAGCUUUAAUGUUUUACACUGUCCUAGCCUACCUAGGUUUUUUGGCCUUUGUCAGUUUCACGGUGGCAUUUCUAGCUAGGAAAUUGCCCGACAACUUCAAUGAAGCCAAGUUCAUUACUUUUAGUAUGCUGGUCUUUUGCAGUGUUUGGAUCUCCUUCCUCCCCACCUACCUGAGCACCAAAGGGAAGUCCAUGGUGGCUGUGGAGAUCUUCUCCAUUUUGGCCUCUGGGGCUGCUCUUUUGGCUUGUAUCUUUUUCCCCAAAUGCUACAUUAUUCUGAUGAGGCCAGAACUGAAUUGUAGAGAAAAUAUAGUAAGAAAGAAAAAUUUCUAA
Thamnophis elegans (Western terrestrial garter snake) is the source of this 1911-nucleotide messenger RNA. RefSeq names its product vomeronasal type-2 receptor 26-like. The record is from RefSeq and is a predicted model, not a curated record. Gene Ontology annotation, biological process: G protein-coupled receptor signaling pathway. Gene Ontology annotation, molecular function: G protein-coupled receptor activity. Lineage: Eukaryota; Metazoa; Chordata; Lepidosauria; Squamata; Natricidae. Gene Ontology annotation, cellular component: membrane. The transcript is spliced from 7 exons. Bases 1 to 1911 code for a protein of 636 amino acids.